AUGCUAUUUCAAAACUAGAACAACAACAAUAACAAGCCUCCAGUACCUCCAAGAUUCUAUCCAGGCAACCCUGCAUUGAAUAAAAAUGCUGAUGGACUUCUUUGUUCUAUUAAUACUGCUUAAAACAAUAUUUAAAUCUCAAGAGCUGAAACUAGAGUAGAGUAUUACAGAAAUCAAAAACAACCAUCUUAAUCAAUGGCCUAAGGUGGAUUUUAAUAAUAAAAUCAACAGGGAACUCUAUUUGGAGGAGUCCAACAACCACAAUAAUAACAAUCGACAUUAUUUGGUUAGUAAGCACCUGCUUAACCAACAUUAUUUGGACAAUCCUAGCCAGGAUUAGGACUAGGAGGCGGUUUAGGAACAGGAAUGGGAACAGGUCUAGGAACUGGAUUAGGUGGAGGAUUAACAGGUUUGGGUCAAUAACAGUAGACACAACCUAAUUAAACAGGUUUAGGCGCAGGUUCACAAGCAAGUCCAUUUGGAGGAGGUUUAGGAACAGGAUUCGGAGGAGGACUAGGAACUGGAUUAGGAACAGGAUUGGGUACAGGAUUAGGCACAGGAUUAGGAACAGGACUAGGUUCAGGAUUAGGCACAGGAUUGGGCACAGGAUUAGGCACAGGAUUAGGAACAGGAUUGGGAUAGAAUCCAGCCACUUAAGGAACAGGUUUGGGAUUAGGAUUUGGAUAAUAAUAGUAAUAAUACUAGCCAGGAUUACUUGGACUGGGUUAACCAUAAUAAUAGUAAGGGUUAUUAGGAGCAGCACCUUAACAAGGAGGCUUGCAAUUAUAACAGCCUAUGCAAUAAUAACCUUAAGGACUAUUAGGUUAGAUGCCAUAAUAAGGUUUAGGAUAGUAAAAUUGGGAUAAUAAUCCAAGUGGAGCAAUGAAUUAGGCAGCUCCAAAUUAAUAAGCCUUCUAUAAUCCAGCAUAUCCAGUUUAUUAGCAAUAGCAAUUAGACAUGAAUAUAGAUUUUGAUAUCAAAAAUGAAUAGGAAUACUUAAGAGAAGUAGAGGAUGAAUUCAAAAAAAAGUUUCCUACUUUUAGUGAGUAUGCCUAGUAGAAUGACGUAACCUUUAGUGUGGGUAAUGUUAAUUUGAGAUUCAAGAAUCCAUCCUUAGAAAUUAAAAUUAAGUCAAAGAAUAAUUAAAAACAAAAGGAAGAAAUAAAACCAUGGUAUCUGUCUUUAAAAUAGGAUAAAAAGGAUUAAAAAUAAUACAAGCAAUCCCUGAAUAAAUAAUAUUAUAGUAAGAGUAAUAAAAAGGAAAUGGAUGAUUAUGCAUAAGGAAGUCUUGUGCAAAUCAAAUCAGAGGAAUAAUAAAGUGAAAAAAAAAUAAAUCCCAGAGCACCCAUAUGUACGAACUAUGUUUUAACUCCAAAUAUUUAAGCCCUUUAAGAAAUGAGUGAUAAUUAAUUAACUAGAGUCAGAGAUUUCAAGAUUUCGAAUUAAUAUGGCAGCAUUCAAUUCUUAGAGUAAGUAGAUUUGAAGGAUAUGAAUAUUGAUUAGAUUGUUAAAUUGAAAUAGGAUAGUGUAGAGUUUUAUCCAGAAGAUCUAUUUGGAUAAGUUCCUAAGUAUGGGAAUGGGUUGAAUGUAAGAUGUAAAGUAGUACUAACUAACUUUGCUUGUGAGAAUAGAGGCAUGUGUGAAAUGAGAUUAAAUAACAAAAAGGAAUUCGAGAAAGUAGUCAAAAGUUGGACGGAAAAGAACAAUAUGAAGUUCAUUUCAGCUGGUGAUGAUGUUGUUUUUGAAUUGGAUCAAUUAUGAUUAAAAUAUAUUAUAGAUACCAUUAUUAGAAUAUCUC
Molecule: messenger RNA, 1798 nt
Organism: Paramecium tetraurelia
Lineage: Eukaryota; Ciliophora; Oligohymenophorea; Peniculida; Parameciidae
Exons: 2
Biological process (GO): post-transcriptional tethering of RNA polymerase II gene DNA at nuclear periphery; RNA export from nucleus; protein import into nucleus
Cellular component (GO): nuclear pore; nuclear pore cytoplasmic filaments
Molecular function (GO): structural constituent of nuclear pore
Source: RefSeq, a predicted model, not a curated record